CACAACAACAAUAAUACACCGAGACGUAUCAACUAACACAUUAACACAACGUCGACCACUUAGUUUUUGUCUAGCGUGUGUGUCGUCCUGUCGUGUGUUUGUACUCCGUGCCGUGGAUACAUGCAAUAUAUAGAAAAUAAUGUUGUAAAGCACCACUGCGGUGUAUCACAGUGUUUUUUUUUUAAUAAAUAAUUAUAUAGGUACCUCCUCUAAUUUUUCUCGCGUAAUCGUCUGGUCGUUAGGAGGAUUUUCCGCGAUGUGAGCUAUUUUGAUCGCUGAUCGACACGACGACGACGAUCAUAUUUACGUUCCCGGGCUCAAAAACAGUCGAGAUAAACUCUCCAGUCUCCUUCGUCUGCUAUAAUACGUCUAACCUCCGCGAUGGAAGACGAACUGCACUGCAUCGCCUGCAAGCAGCUGUUCAACAACCCGGUACUGUUGCCGUGCUACCAUGCUUUGUGCCUGAACUGUGCGGUACACGCUCAGCGACCGCUGGAGCCGACCGCUCCGCAAGAGAACAGUGGUAACUCGACGACUAGCGGCAGCAGCACGGCCGAGUCACAUGCGUCUGACUGCCAUCCAGAGUCGGACAAGCUGUCCAUACUCAGCGAGACGGACAGCGGCGUCGUAUGCAACAGUCGGCCCAACAGCUACCUGGGCACGUCCAACCACGUCGGUGGAGGCAUCAUUGCAUUCCCGCCGGUUAUGGCCGGCUCGUAUUCGCUGUCGUGUCCGGCCUGCAGGAAGACCGUGUACUUUGACGACAACGGCGCGCACAACCUACCUAAGUACAGGACAAUGAGGAACAUUGUGGACCGUUAUGGCGAGCUCAGACACAUCGUCCCCAAGUGCCAGCUGUGCGAGAGCGAACCGGCAGCUGACGCCACUGUGCUGUGUGAGCAGUGUGAGGUGCUGUACUGUGACUCGUGCCGCGACAACUGCCAUCCGUCUAGGGGCCCGUUGGCCAAGCACAACCUGCUGGAGCCGACAGUUGGUAAGGUGGCCCUCAGGAACAAGAUCAGAAACAGGGACAUCAUUUGCCAUGAACACGAAGAAGAGUGCCUGUCCAUGUACUGUAUGGUUUGCAAGACACCAGUAUGUGCCGUGUGUAUGCACGAAUCGAGGCAUUCAAGUCAUGACGUCCAAGCUAUCAACACUAUGUGCAAAGCUCAAAAGACGGAACUAUCCCAGAACCUUCAACAAUUGUCCGAAAAAGCUCGAACCACUACAGAGUUCAUUCAGAGGUUAAAGCAAAUGUCUGAAAAACUUAACGGCGAGUGCGAAGAACUGGAGCGACAAGUGGACGCCAGGUGUGACGCGCUGAUCCGGUCCAUCGAGAGGCGGAGGCAGUGGCUGAUCGACGCGGUGCGACAGGAUAAGGAGAUCAAACAGCGAUCGCUCAAGGAUCACGUGACCAGCUGUACGUGCAAGCUGCAGAAAACCACGUCCCUAUUGCAGUUCUGCAUAGAGGCCCUCAAAGAGAACGAUCCCGUUUCGUUUUUACAAGUUGGGUCCAUGUUGAUAGCCAGAGUUUCGAACACUGACAUGACCUGGCACAAGGACGUGUUGCCGUCUCCUCGUUCGUAUCACCAGCUGGAUUUGACCCUGGACGAUAACACGGUGUUGAAAGCUAUCGAACACAUGAACUUUAUACAAAUGAAAACUAUCGGGGACGGAGAAGACAUGAAGGCAACAGCUCCGAGCGCGGCGCUGAUCAUCGCCGAAGAGUGCAGCGCCGAGAACAAUAGCGUAACGAUCGCGUGGCAACCUCCGGCUUCUUCGUACGUCGAAGGCUACGUGUUGGAACUGGACGACGGAAACGGCGGAGACUUCAGGGAGGUGUAUUGCGGCACGGAAACCAUCUGCACCGUUGACGGGUUACACUUCAAUUGCACGUACAACGCUCGAGUAAAAGCGUUCAACAGCGCGGGCGAAGGCGAGUACAGCGAAGUAAUCGGAUUGCAAACUUCUGAAGUGGCUUGGUUCACGUUCGACCCGUGCUUGAGCUCGCCCGAGCUGUGCUUCACGCCUGACAAUAUGACGGUGACUUGCGAAGGAUUCGAGCACCGCGUGGCCCUGGGAAGCGUCGGGUUCUCCAGAGGAGUCCAUUACUGGGAAUUUACAAUCGAUCGGUACGACGCCGAUACCGAUCCGAGUUUCGGCGUGGCCAGACUUGAUGUGUCCAAGGAGGAAAUGCUAGGAAAAGAUGAAUCUGGUUGGAGCAUGUACAUCGACAAGCAGAGGUCUUGGUUCAUGCACUGCCGCAGUCAUGAACAGAGGUGUGAGGGUGGCAUCCUGGUAGGAUCCACGGUUGGCGUUCUCCUGGACCUGAACAAACACCAAUUAUCUUUUUUUGUCAAUGAUGAACCCCAAGGUCCAGUGGCAUUUAAUGGCCUGUAUGGCGUCUUCUAUCCAGCAGUCAGUGUCAACAGAGGUGUCGCUGUUACGUUGCAUACAGCUCUCGAUGUUCCCAGUGACUUAGAAGACUGUUAGAACUUUUUGAGUAAAGCGUACAUACAUAGUAAUAUAAAGGAUGUAUUGUUAUGUAGGUACCCAAUUUAUGAGGUUUUUUUUUAAUCAUAAGUGUAUUUUUUAUUUAAAGUUUCUAUCAAAAGUUAUACGAGUCCAAUAUUUUAUAUUUGUACGUAUGUGUAUAUGUAUAAUUAUUGUGUAUUUUUUUUCUUCAAUUUAUCAUUAUCUCAAGAGUAAAUUUAACUUGAACAGGGUGGGAAAGUUGUUUUUUGAUCACUACAAUAUACAAUAUGUACACUGCGUAUUUUUCCCUUCCAAUUUGCUUAAAGGAACUAAUGUAUUUUUAGUUACGCAAUAAUAUUAUUGUGAUUAUAAUAUUAUGUUAUUAUGUACUUAUACUGUUCGGCUGUUCAAAUAUUUAUGAUAUGUUUUGGAUGUACGAAAAAUUGGACAAGCAAACCAAACGAUUAUAAUGAUGACACACCGUUAUUGUGAUUAUUUAAUUUUACUUUUGACUAUAUCCAUUUUUGUGCCCUUAGUUUAGUUUAUAUAUAUACCUAUAUUUUAACUAGUAGACAUAUCAAUUAAAUAUUGUUCUUUUGCAUUCUAUAUUACCUACUAGUAGUUGUUUAAGUUAUAUAAUAGCAUAGUAGUGUAUUUAUUAAGUAAAUAUUAUAUCUAUUUUUUAUUUUAUUAUUAUUAUGUACAACAGUUCAUUAUUCUAUAGUCCAUUCAAAGCAUUGUUCACAACCACUCGGGUAUUAAAACUAAACAAAAAAAAAAAAACCAAACCCCCGAAGCUGUUUGAGGCGUUAUUGUGUUAUGAAUUUUGAAUGUUCUUUACAUGUUGUAGUGACGUAAUUUAAAUGAAAUGUAUUAGGUUAAAAUAGGUUUAGUUGUUUUUAAUUUUAUACAUCUAGUCAAAUAGAUUUAGAUUUCAUAUUAUGAUUUAUCAUAAAGACUGAUGGAUAUGCGACAAGAAACAAAAAAAAUUUAGAAUACCAAUGUCAGUGUUACUAUUUUCAGUUCUAACGCAUCUAUAAUAGAGGAGAUUAAAUCUCAUCUAUGAUAACUAUCCAACCAACCAAGUUAUUGUUUUUAAAUCUCAUUUAGUGAUCAUUAGUGUCCAUCACGAUUGUUUCAGCUUUCUUUCUCAAUUUCAAUUGCUGAACAAGCAAAGUAAUAUACUCUAGCAUUUAAGGUUUAACAACAAUAUUCUAUUAUAGUAUUUUAUGUUGACGUUGGGUCAAACAUUUUUUUUUUUUUAAUUUCCAAGUCCAAC
This is a messenger RNA of Myzus persicae (green peach aphid), 3754 nucleotides long. RefSeq names its product E3 ubiquitin-protein ligase TRIM9 (gene Trim9). The record is from RefSeq and is a predicted model, not a curated record. The transcript is spliced from 10 exons. Gene Ontology annotation, molecular function: protein binding; zinc ion binding. Lineage: Eukaryota; Metazoa; Arthropoda; Insecta; Hemiptera; Aphididae. Bases 382 to 2493 code for a protein of 703 amino acids.